AUGGGAAGGCCAGAAAUUGUUUGGGAGCAGUGUUAUAGUGUAUUGUCCAAAGACAUAUUGUUCACUCACCGAAGAAGUUUGCAAUGUCUAGAGCUACAUCUUUCUGAUGAAGAAAUCAUGAACAUGACACUUUCAAAGAUCGAGGAUAAACUUCAAGCAAAUGGUGUUCUUGAUGACAUACAAGACCCCAUUAUUAUGGAUGAACUGAAUUUUGACCUUCAAGCUCUCAAAAUUUACUUAACCGACAACCUAGCUAAGAUGAACAGAGAUCAAAAGAUAGCAUUUGAAACCAUUAUUCAUGCAGUUGAUAACAAUGCCGAAGGCUUUUUCUUUGUGUAUGGUUAUGGUGGUACUGGAAAAACAUAUCUAUAUAAUACCCUAUCAGAUGUAAUAAGAAGCAACCGUGGCAUCGUUCUUAAUGUUGCAUCCAAUGGAAUUGCCUCGCUGUUGCUUCCAAAUGGUCGAACAGCUCAUUCAAGGUUCAAGAUCCCACUUGAUUUGAACGAGGAUUUUGUAUGUUGUAUUAAGCAAGUAAGUGACGAAGAACUUGAAGAAAUUAGUAAAUUUUCAGAAUGGCUAUUAAGUAUUGGGAAUGGCUUGGCCGGGGAUUCCACCGAUGGAGAGUCGGAGGUACAAAUUGACGAACAGAUUUUGAUUGCCAAUGCAGACAAUUCAUUUGACAACAUGGUUAAUUUUGUGUACCGAAACCUGUUGUCCAAUCUAAACAACAUGACAUUCUUUAAAGAUCGAUCAAUACUAGGUCCUACAUUGGAAGUUAUCAACGAGGUAAAUGUUACAAUAAUGGAUCGAUUAGAAGGAGAAGAAAAGUUGUACCUGAGCUCGGAUACUUUGUGUGUGGAGGAAGGAAACUUGGAGUCAGAUCUUGACACACUUACACUAGAUAUUCUUAAUGCCAUUAAUUGCUCAGGAUUGCCUCCGUACAAGUUGACCUUGAAAGUAGGUAUACUGGUCAUGUUAUUAUGUAACAUUGACCAAUCCAACGGGUUAUGUAAUGGUACAAGACUACAGGUGAGGAGAUUAGGCAGCCACAUCAUCGAAUGUGUGACAUUAAUAGGGGACAAUGUAGGUCAAGUCGUGAUAAUCCCGCGCAUGAACAUGAUCCCGAACAACCAAGCUUUACCAUUUAGGUUUCAACGAAGACAAUUCCCAAUCAUUGUUUCAUUUGCAAUGACGAAUAAUAAAUCUAAAGGGCAAACGCUAAGCACAGUUGGUUUGUACCUUCCAAGGUCAGUGUUUAUCCAUGGUCAACUCUAUGUCGCGCUAUCAAGAGUAAAGUCCAAGAUUGGACUAAGAGUCUUAAUUCAGAAGAGUGAUUACAAUCAGCAAAUAAAACUUUAA
Messenger RNA from Arachis ipaensis, 1359 nucleotides. RefSeq lists its product as uncharacterized. Gene Ontology annotation, molecular function: DNA helicase activity. Gene Ontology annotation, biological process: telomere maintenance; DNA repair. NCBI's taxonomy places the organism in Eukaryota, Viridiplantae, Streptophyta, Magnoliopsida, Fabales, Fabaceae. The record is from RefSeq and is a predicted model, not a curated record.